AUGCCUCUCGAGGAUGAUUUAGCCUCAGCAGCCGCGACUGGCAACACCGAUCGUGUUAAAAUUCUAUUACAAAGUGGAGUGGACGUCAACGGUGUAAACUGCUUUGGACGGACACCUCUGCAGGUAAGUGUCUCGCGCUACGCUCUCCUCGUCGUGCUUAUUGGUGAAGAUCGUGUCAUGAUUAUUGUAAAAGAGAGUCAAUGUUCAACGAUGUCAUCAAUAUUUUAGCGUUGCAGAGAUGGCCUUGUUCAAAAAAAAAUACAUCGACUAUGUUUUUGGUUGAAACCGUAAACUGUCUUAAUCCAUUACUAGAAUAGCAUGUCAUACUGUGAAAUAAUUUGCAUGGGACCUAUAUUACCUUGUUAUAUAUGCUAUAUAUUUUAACGUGCUUUAUUUACGUUAUAGUUUAGUCUGUUGAGCUCCAACUAGUGCGCAUGAUGGGAAUGGUGCGCAAUUGCGCGUGGCUUCUGUAGGCCUUCCAUUACGUUUUAUCAAGUCCAAAUUGAUACUUCUAUUGUUGGAAAUAUUUCCAUUAGUUUGCCUUUCAAAUAAACAUAGAAAUAAUUCGAUAUUAUACUCUAUCAAAAUGGUCCAUGGCAUUACCAAUGUAGGCUAUAUAGGGGCAAUGAAGGAUGCAUGCAGGUCACCACACCCAAUGUUCCAAACUCAAAAAUGCUCUCCCAAAAAUGGCCAAAGUUAUCCAUAUACAUGAUCUAUCUUUUGUAAAUUAUGAAUGUGUUCAUAUUUAAUGACCUACUCUAAAAACCAAUUUCCUUGGGCUGCUAUCAAAAUGCCUUGGCUGACUCUUCCUAUAUUUGGCCUUAACACUUUGAUAGGCCUACAUUUUGGUGCUCUUUAGGUUUGCUACAUUACGAAAUAUGUGGCCUACAAUUAAAAUAAGUAACAACUAAUUCAUAAGAUUAAUUGUAGGCCGACUUAUACCCUAUAAAUAUGUUAUAGCAUCAGUUGGGCCUAAUUACUUUUAUUUUUUAAUGUGGAUACAUUAUUAUAUUGUUAUUAAAUUGUUAAGUGAAUUACAGCACAGAUAUUUUUUGAUAAUUAAAACACUUUUCGCAAUCUGAAACGAAAAGCACGCGCUUUUAUGGUCUGAUAGAACUAUAGGCAAACUGUAUUAUUUAGUGUUACUCUAAAUAACGUAUUAUACACCAUGGCAACAUUAUUUGCCUUGCAAAUAUAGGCAUAUUUAUUAAAUAUCCUAGCAGAAGGUUUGUAAGUAAAAUCAACUGCAUUUGUAUUUCCUAGGUGAUGAUGAUGGGCAGUUCACCUGUGGCGCAGUUGUUACUAAUGCAAGGAGCGGAUCCUAAUAUCGCAGACCGACACACCGGGACGACGCCGUUACACGAUGCCGCCAGGAUGGGCUUUUUGGACACGGUAGAGAUCCUUGUCCAAUUCCUCGCUGAUCCGAAUAGCCGGGACAAUAGGAACUGCCGGCCAAUCGAUUUGGCAAAAGAAAGUGGACACCAGAAUGUCGUUGCGUUUCUGCAGGCUUUAUGA
This is a messenger RNA of Coregonus sp. 'balchen', 1515 nucleotides long. NCBI's taxonomy places the organism in Eukaryota, Metazoa, Chordata, Actinopteri, Salmoniformes, Salmonidae. The record is from the annotation of a GenBank genome assembly.